Molecule: messenger RNA, 606 nt
Organism: Onychomys torridus (southern grasshopper mouse)
Lineage: Eukaryota; Metazoa; Chordata; Mammalia; Rodentia; Cricetidae
Exons: 6
Coding region: 1-606 (201 amino acids)
Source: RefSeq, a predicted model, not a curated record
AUGGGGCUUUGUGCAGAUAGGGUGUCACCCAGUGCAGGAUAUAAAUGCUGCAGCAAGGCCAGGAGCCACAGAAGCACCAUGGUGACCAUGCAGCUGCUCCUGCUGACUGUGGCUCUGACCUUGCCCUCUGUGGAGCAAUCAUCCUACAGAAAUUUUCACUAUGAUAUCACUAUUGAUGAGCUUCUAGGAAAGUGGUACAUAGUUGCCUGGGUAGGAAAUGUGCCUAUUCCCGAAAAGAAGAAGUUCAGCCCACUGCCACCCUUCACAUUUGUCAGGAACAUUAUUGGCAAGUUGGAGUUCAGAAUGAACAUCUCAAAACCCACCGGGUGUACUGAGUUCAAGAUCUGUAUGGAUAAAAUUAAACAUGAACCUGGUGGCUUCAAGAUCUGGCCAGAUCACCGCAUCAAAUUUGUGUUUGUGCGUGGGAAGGACUUUGCUAUUGCCCAUUAUGUGAAUAAUCAAAGUAAGAAGAUUAUGACAAUGCUCAUGGGUCGCAACAUGGCUCCAAAGCAAACAAUACUAUUGGAUUUUGAAGAUGUUGUUGUAAAUGCUGGGAUGAAAAGAACAGACAUCAUCUACCGUAGAUGUGAUGAUCAAAAUCCCUGA